Messenger RNA from Nipponia nippon (crested ibis), 3570 nucleotides. The record is from RefSeq and is a predicted model, not a curated record. Lineage: Eukaryota; Metazoa; Chordata; Aves; Pelecaniformes; Threskiornithidae.
AUGGCUUCAGUUUGGAAGAGACUGCAGCGUGUUGGGAAACAUGCAUCCAAGUUCCAGUUCGUGGCCUCUUACCAGGAAUUGAUGGUCGAGUGCACCAAAAAAUGGCAGCCAGAUAAACUAGUGGUGGUUUGGACAAGAAGAAGCCGGAGAAAAUCCUCUAAGGCUCAUAGCUGGCAGCCUGGAAUCAAGAACCCAUACCGUGGGGUAGUGGUAUGGCCAGUUCCUGAAAAUGUUGAAAUUACUGUGACGCUCUUUAAGGAUCCCCAUGCUGAAGAGUUUGAAGACAAAGAAUGGACAUUUGUCAUAGAGAAUGAAUCUCCUUCUGGACGCAGAAAAGCGCUUGCCACGAGCAGCAUCAACAUGAAGCAAUAUGCAAGCCCCAUGCCUACACAGACAGAUGUCAAGUUAAAAUUCAAGCCUUUGUCUAAGAAAGUGGUAUCUGCCACACUACAGUUCUCUUUAUCUUGUAUUUUCCUGAGGGAAGGAAAAGCCACGGAUGAAGACAUGCAAAGCCUGGCUAGUUUGAUGAGUAUGAAACAAGCUGAUAUUGGAAAUCUAGAUGAUUUUGAGGAAGACAAUGAAGAAGAUGAAGAAAACAGAGUGAAUCAAGAGGAAAAGGCUGCAAAAAUUACAGAAAUUGUAAACCAGUUGAAUGCUCUGAGCAGCUUAGAUGAAGAUCAAGAUGACUGCAUAAAGCGAGCAAAUAUGCCUUCAGCUAAAUCAGCCAGUUCCUCUGAAGAGCUUAUCAAUAAGCUUAAUUUUCUGGACGAAGAGGAGCAAGACCUGGCCAACUCCAGUAUGAACCCUUUUGGUGAUCCUGACACAGCAGAAUUAAAUCCAUUUGGAGACCCUGAUGUAGAAGAACCGGACACUGAAAUAGCUUCAUCUUCAAAGCCAGAAGAAAGUUUCUAUGCUGACAAUUACAAUCCCUUCAAGGACGAAGAUGCCCCAGAGUACUUGAACCCAUUUGAUGAGCCAGAUCCUGAGCCUGAAACAUUUGUAACUGUAAGAGAUUCUCCUCCACAACCUGCAAAAAGGAAAAAUGUCAGACCAGUGGAUAUGAGCAAAUACCUCUAUGCAGAUACCUCUAAAGCUGAAGAGGAAGAGCUAGAUGAAUCAAAUCCAUUUUAUGAACCAAAAUCAAGCCCUGCUUUAAUUAAAGUUGCUCCGCUGCAAGAACCAGAAAAGAAGAUGAAAAGAAAGGCUCCUGAACCACCAAACCUCUUGCCAAAGACAGAGACAGGCGUGAGUGAGAACAUGUCAGCUGUUCCUGCAUCGAGGGAGCUUUCUUCUUCUCCUAAGCCAAGCCCAAUACCAAGUCCUGUUUUGGGGAGAAAGCCAAAUGCUAGUCAGUCACUGCUUGUGUGGUGCAAAGAAGUUACAAAAAACUAUAGGGGAGUGAAAAUCACCAAUUUUACUACAUCGUGGAGAAACGGUUUAUCCUUUUGUGCAAUAUUACAUCACUUUAGACCAGACCUAAUUGACUACAAGUUCCUGAAUCCUCAAGAUAUUAAAGAGAACAACAAAAAGGCAUAUGAUGGGUUUGCCAGUUUAGGAAUAUCGCGAUUGCUGGAACCUUCUGACAUGGUUUUAUUAGCGAUACCUGACAAACUGACUGUUAUGACCUAUCUCUAUCAAAUAAGGGCGCAUUUCUGUGGCCAAGAAUUGAACGUGGUUCAAAUAGAGGAGAACAGUAGUAAAAGCACAUAUAAAGUGGGUAACUAUGAAACGGACACAAACAGUUCUGUCGACCAGGAAAAAUUCUAUGCAGAGCUGAAUGACCUGAACCGGGAGCCCGAGCUGCAUCCUCCGGACAGUGCUUUGGCAGACUUCGCUUCUCAGGAUGACUCUGUAUUUGUAAAUGACAGUGGUGUUGGCGAAUCUGAGAGCGAGCAUCAGACUCCCGAUGACCAUUUAAGCCCAAGCACAGCUUCCCCUUCUUCUCGCAGGACUCGAAGUGACACAGAUCCACAAAAAUCCCAGCAGAGCUCUGGAAGGACUUCAGCAUCUGAAGACGUUGGAAAGUGUACCAGUACAGAUACAACGCAAACGCAGCCAACAUUGGGAAGGAAGAAAUUGCUGAUAGCUGACACUUUAGACUUGAGUGACUUGACACAUGUCAGUGAUCAAAAAGAGGACGUGUCUCCCACAGUUGCUUGUGAAGAUAACGACAAGAAGAGACACCAGAGCUUAGACAGUACCAUUGGUUUCUCAGAGCAAGAAAAGCUGGGACGUAUAGGAUCCACAGAGAGCACAAGAGCAGAUCCUGGUUCACCUGUCACAAAACCGAGUUUAUCUCCUACUUCUAAGCUUGGAUACUCCUAUAAUAAGGAUAUGGAUCUUGCAAAGAAACCGCAUGCUUCUCCAAGGCAAACAGAAUCUGAUUCUGACAGCGACGCCAGAACAGCUUUAAAUCAUGCAGAUCAAACUGCAAAAACAGCCCAGCAACGAAUGUUGUCAAGACAGGAAGAACUUAAAGAACGAGCAAGAGUUCUGCUUGAGCAAGCAAGAAGAGAUGCAGCUUUAAAGGCAGGGAAUAAGCAGCUAACCAAUACGAUCAUCCCACCCCGCAAUAAGCAGCUGAAUGAUCAGCAAGAUGAAGAGCGGCGUCGGCAGCUGAGAGAGAGAGCUCGUCAGCUAAUAGCAGAAGCUCGAUCUGGAGUGAAGAUGUCAGAACUUCCUAGCUACAGUGAAAUGGCUGCAGAAAAGUUGAAAGAAAGGUCAAAGGCAUCUGGAGAUGAGGAUGAGGAUGAUGAUAAUAUUGAGAUAGAUACUAACGAGGAGGUUCCUGAAUGCUCUGUUACUGGAGGUGGAGAUGAGCUUACUAACCUAGAAAAUGACCUUGAUUCAACGGAACAAAACAGUAAGUUGGUGGAUUUGAAGCUAAAGAAGCUCCUAGAAGCUCAGCCACAGGUGGCAAAUUCACUCUCCAGUGCUGCUCAGAAAGCUGUAACUGAUAGCUCAGAGCAAGACAUUAAGAAUGGAGCAGAGGAACAUCGUGCUGAGCGAUUACAAAAAGCAGCAGAACGGUUUAGAAAUCCCGUUGUGUUCAGCAAGGAUUCUACCGUCAGAAAAACUCAGCUCCAGUCUUUCAGUCAAUACGUGGAGAGCAGACCAGAGAUGAAAAGGCAGAGAUCAAUACAGGAAGAUACAAAGAGAGGAAAUGAGGAGAAGGCUGCGAUAACUGAGACUCAGAGGAAGCCAUCAGAAGAUGAAGUGCUUAAUAAAGGGUUCAAAGACACCAGUCAGUAUGUUGUAGGAGAAUUGGCAGCACUAGAGAAUGAGCAAAAGCAAAUUGACACCCGUGCCGCGCUGGUGGAGAAGCGCCUUCGCUAUCUCAUGGACACAGGAAGAAACACAGAAGAAGAAGAAGCUAUGAUGCAGGAAUGGUUCAUGCUGGUUAAUAAGAAGAAUGCCUUGAUAAGACGAAUGAACCAGCUUUCUCUUCUGGAAAAAGAACAUGACCUAGAAAGGCGCUACGAACUGCUGAAUCGGGAGCUAAGAGCAAUGCUUGCUAUUGAAGGUAAGAGCAAUGCUGGGUACCGAGGGAAGGAAAAUGCUUGCUGCUGA